This is a messenger RNA of Anopheles arabiensis, 2999 nucleotides long. RefSeq names its product zinc finger protein 93-like. Gene Ontology annotation, cellular component: nucleus. The record is from RefSeq and is a predicted model, not a curated record. NCBI's taxonomy places the organism in Eukaryota, Metazoa, Arthropoda, Insecta, Diptera, Culicidae. Gene Ontology annotation, molecular function: DNA binding; zinc ion binding. The transcript is spliced from 6 exons. The coding region runs from base 155 to 2452 and encodes 765 amino acids.
CCUCCAAAAACAAGCCAAGCUGAAGCUGCUGCCCUGCACGCACAGUGCACCCUUCAACAAAUCACCAAACGUCAAACGCAGUAUUUUCCAGCUUUUGUUUGUGAACACAACAGUAAUGCGAUACUAGCAAAAAUAUCCAAUUUUCUGGCUAAAAAUGGAACAGUUUGUAAAUUGCGUACUGUGCUUGACUACCGAGCCGCAAAGCUUUCUCAAGGUGUACAAUGAGGAGAAACAGGAUACAGACAUCGCGUCCGUAAUAACAAAACAUCUUUGGGUGAAACCGGCCAAGGAUUCGUACGUAUGUGAUGAGUGCUGGAAAUGUUUGAACGAUUUCCACGAGUUCUACAUCAAGCUCGAGAACAUACACUAUCCGCCCGAUCCGGAGGAUGUGUCAUGCAAUGCCAAAGACAUCCGCCAGUAUCUUUUCGAAUUUCAUCCCGUGGAAGACGUGAAGAUCGAGGAACUGUCUCAGAAUGCGGAGGACAUGGAAGAAAUAGAGUACGAGUAUUUGGAAGCAUGUAACGAAGAAACCAUAGAGAAUGAGAACGCCGAACGUUCCAGCGGUCGUCCGAAACGAGCCAGUGCCGCACAGGCGAACUAUAAAAUUGAAGCGGCCGAAUCGGAGUGGGAAAAGGAUUACCUUGCGACCAACGAGGACGAGUACGACGACGACGACGACGAAGCGGACGCCGAUUACAAUGGCGAUGAGAAGGAAGAGGUUGACUAUCUGGAAGAGGAUAAUGAUGACAGUGAGGUCAUUAACUACGAUAGUCCCUCGAAGGCAAAGCAAGAGCCGGGCACCAAAAAGGAGCCAGCCAGCGAACCGACGUCACCACCGAAAAGGGGUAGAGGUAGGCCGCCGAAGGCAAAAGCCGAGGUCGAAAUCAAACCGGAACCGAAAUCCAAGCUGCGCCGUCGGGGUCGUAAAAGAAAGGUUUCAGUUAGCAGCAGCGACUCGGAGCUGGAAUCCGACUUUGACGAUUUUAUUGACGGCGAAGACUGGAAGAAGUAUCGCAACACGUCGAAUGAUAAGGGGAGAAGAUCGCUCGGUUUUCGGCAGCUGCAGGAAAAGAUAUUUUCAUACGUGGAUGAAUUUAUCUGCUACUACUGUCCGGAAAAAAUCGUCUUCGAGCGGUUUCACCAUGCGAAUUUGCAUUACAAGAAGGUACACAAUGAGCCAGCCUUUCUGCGGUGUCCAAAGUGUGGCAAAAAGUGCUUCACACCGGGCGGAUUUGUGAGCCACAUGGAAACGCAUGAAGAUCCGGAGCGGAACAAGUGUAAAAUCUGCGGCAAGGUUACGGAUCAAAAAAUCACGCUCAAGAAGCACAUGCGAGCGCACCAGGAGAACCUGGAGAAGGACUUUCCGUACCCGUGCAGCCUGUGCAAUCGGCGGUUCGAGGAGGAGGAGAAGCGCGACAAACACGAACGGCUGCACGGACGGAAAGUGAUCAUCAAGAAGGAGAAGGGUCGCGAUCUGGAGCUGCUUGAGUUCUACAAACGCAUCUACUGUGAAGUGUGUGAAGAGAAAAAGCCCGAAUCAACCUCGUUCGAUAACUUCUGGGAUCUGAAGGUGCACAUGGGUAAUGAGCACAACAAAACGCCAUUCCUAAAGUGUCCAAUCUGCUUCAAGAAGAAUGUGUGCCGCCAGCAGCUAAUGGUGCACGUGGAUGUACAUAAUAAUCCAGAAAACUAUCGCUGUGAGGUGUGUAAGGAAAUCCAUCAGAAUCUUGAAAAGCACAUGAUAAAAGCACACACCCCGGAAACGUCGUUACCGGACGAGAAAAAUUACAGCUGCGAACAUUGCGGAAAGAUGUUCAAAUAUCAAACGAAUCUUAAAAGUCAUAUCGAUCGUAUCCACGGUGUAAAGGAUGUAUCCUGUGACAUUUGCCACAAAUAUUUCAAUAGCAAAGCAUUGAGCGCUCACAAACGUUCAGCCCACACGGACGAGAUGUUUAUGUGCGAACAUUGUCCGAAAAUGUUCAAAACGCGCAGCGGUCUCGAAUCCCACAAGAGUGACCACGACGAAACGUUGCGCAAAUCGGUGCAGUGUCUCAUCUGUGGCAAGGAGAUGCGCCGCGGUGCCAGCAUGGCGAAGCACAUGAAAACGAUCCACUCGCAAGAGGAUCCGGUCAGCUGUGAUCUAUGCGGCAAGGUGUUCCGCACCACGUUCCACAUGAUGCGGCACCGCGCCAACACGUGCUCGGCCACGAUCGACUCACGGCCUUACAAGUGCGAAGUGUGCGGCAAAGGCUUUGCCAUGAAGCUCACGAUGACCGAGCAUAUGACAACGCACACGCGCACAAGCCUGUAUCAGUGCGCGUUCUGUUUCAAGACCUUCGGGUACAUUUCGAAUCUGUACAAACACCGAAAGAAGGCUCACCCGCUCGAAUGGCAGGAGGUGCAGGCACGGCCUGAACAGGGAAUCGCCACCGUAAUCGAAAUACGCAAUUAGGAAGUGUAUUUUAAAGUGUGGUCGAACGGUUAACGGUUUAUUUAAAGAGAAAACGCUGAACAGUGUUUUUGUUUAUUUGUUAACUAUGACCCAAAGUGUUUAUGCAAUUGAUUAAAUAUGUACGCUGCGUACGAUUUUAGAUUUUUGCACAAUAGAGAGCUGCUAUGAUUUGUUUUUCUCAAGAAAGUGUAGUCGAUAUGUUAGAAUUAAGUUUCUUUGCAAUCUAUUAAGCUUUUUUAAUAAUUGAUCACAAAAAAAUUAGUUGAUGAACAAAUCCUAGGUUAAUAUGUUUUCUUAAGUAGAAUCUGUAAAGCAAAGUCGUUUAUAGUGAUCGUGUAAUGUAGAAUAGGAUAGGAUGAAGGAUUAGUAUUUUAAACUUUAGAAAUAUUGCAAAACAAAACGAUAAGCACACCGUCUAAAGUGUUAAACCGUGGAGCAUGAAAUUAUAUUUUUAAAAUUUUCAAAUUGAACAUAGGUUUUAAGGAAAUAAUCCAACAAAUGUGUGUAAGAAACUUCACUAACGUAAUAAACUAUCUAUCCUGUAGUA